UUUGCUUUUGGUAUUUGAGAUAUGGGUCUUGAACUGGCUCAUCACACUAUAUAUCUAACGGUUACCGAUUACCCGCACGCCCUAAAACCUCGAUCCUUUCAGACAGAAUCGUCUAUACAGUCGUCCCUUUAACGUAGGUUGAAAGUAAGUCAUCUCACAUUGAUUGGUUUGAAGAUGGAUUGGCAAGGGCAGAAGCUAGCCGAGCAGCUGAUGCAGCUGAUGUUGGUAGCUUUUGCAGUAGUUGCAUUUAUUGCAGGCUAUGUUUUGGGGUCAUUUCAGACCAUGUUGCUUAUUUACGCAGCUGGAGUUGUAUUAACUUCUCUUAUUACCAUUCCCAACUGGCCGUUCUUCAAUCGUCAUCCUCUGAGUUGGUUAGACCCAAGUGAAGCUGAAAAGCAUCCCAAACCACAGCCUGCCAGUUCGGGCCCGAAAAAGAAGGCAUCUAAGAAGGUCAAUUGAAUAGUCCACAUCAGUUUUCAUACUUGUUCACAAGUUUCUCACUCAAGGAUGUAUAAGAUACAUACAUUUCUUAGUCGAUUGGGGGUUAAUGACACUGACUGCGCUGGCUUCUAUUGAUAGUUUACAAUUUGAUCGGACUCUAGCUCCAUAUGGUUUUCUGAUAGCUAGUACUAUACAAUAGACUCUUUUUACUGUGGGACACUCUUAACUGCGCCAUCUGGCACAUCCUUAUGAAAUCAUAACACCUAUAAAAAUGUCUCUGCAUGCAACUGAACUUCAUCUUUGAAGACAUGUAUCACUUCAUAUAUCACAGACCUAUAAAUAUCAUUUAAAGUAUCA
Molecule: messenger RNA, 798 nt
Organism: Sesamum indicum (sesame)
Lineage: Eukaryota; Viridiplantae; Streptophyta; Magnoliopsida; Lamiales; Pedaliaceae
Product: signal peptidase complex subunit 1
Biological process (GO): protein targeting to ER
Cellular component (GO): membrane; signal peptidase complex
Source: RefSeq, a predicted model, not a curated record